Molecule: messenger RNA, 8204 nt
Organism: Phoenix dactylifera (date palm)
Lineage: Eukaryota; Viridiplantae; Streptophyta; Magnoliopsida; Arecales; Arecaceae
Source: RefSeq, a predicted model, not a curated record
AAGGCGGCAGCGAGCACAGGAAAUGUCACCGAAGGGCGGCCGAGGGAAGGCCAAGGGCGAGAAGAAGAAGAAAGAUGAGAAAAGCAAGCAAACAAAAAAUUCCCUGCGGCUUAUUAUUAUUCUUUUUAAUUUUAAUAGAUACGCGCUUCAUGGUAUUAGAUUUGGUUGGCAGAUUGCUAACUUUUUGUCUUGUUGCAUUUCUAGUUCUCCCUGUGGCCAUGGACAUCUCCAUAAAUCUCCCUGAUGACUCCAAUGUCAUUCUAAAGGGGAUAUCGACGGACAGGAUAAUAGAUGUACGGCGCCUGCUUUGUGCGAACACCGUCACCUGUGCCAUCACGAGCUUCUCUCUGUGUCACGAGGUCCGAGGGCCGAGAUUAAAGGACUCCGUGGACGUGGCCGCUUUAAAGCCGUGCACUCUUACCCUGGUCGAAGAGGACUACGAUGAGGAGAGUGCCGUCGCGCACGUGAGGAGGCUUCUUGACAUCGUCGCCUGCACCUCCUGCUUCGGCCCCUCGCCCGCCAAGGACUCCGCCGGCAAGGAUGCCAAGGACUCCGCCGGCAAGGAUGCCAAGCGGAGCGCCGCCGGAGCCGGUGGUGUCGCGUCUCACAAGACGUCUCCGCCGCCCAAGGAGGCGCCGGCGGACGUCGAGGCGGAGAUGAACGGCGCGUGCCCCAGGCUCGGGGCCUUCUACGAGUUCUUCUCUCUCUCCCAUCUGACCCCUCCUGUCCAGUUUAUAAGGCGAACGGAGAAACCUCGGCAAGAAGAAUCUCCCUCUGAUGACCAUCUCUUCUUCCUUGAAGCGAAGCUUUGCAAUGGGAAACUGGUGGUCGUGGAGGCUCGCGCCAAGGGGUUCUACAGCCUGGGAAAGCAGCGGGUGCUUUGUCAUGAUCUCGUCGAUCUGCUGAGACAACUCAGCAGAGCUUUCGAUAAUGCUUAUGAAGAUCUCAUGAAAGCUUUCUCGGAACGUAAUAAGUUUGGAAAUCUUCCUUAUGGAUUUCGUGCAAACACAUGGCUUGUUCCUCCAAUUGCUGCUCAGUCACCAUCAUCGUUUCCUUCCCUUCCAGUAGAGGAUGAAACAUGGGGAGGCAAUGGGGGUGGUUGGGGAAGAGAUGGCAAAAGUGAUAUGUUGCCUUGGGCUAAUGAGUUUCUGUUUCUCACAACUAUGCCUUGCAAAACAGCAGAGGAGAGGCAAAUCCGUGACAGGAGAGCUUUCCUGCUGCACAGCUUAUUUGUAGAUGUUGCAGUCUUCAGAGCCAUUGCAGCUGUACAACAUGUUAUGGGGAGAAAACAUGUUAUACCUUUGGCAGAGGCAGAUGGAGUUUUGCACUUUGAGACAGUGGGGGAUUUUAGCAUCACUGUCACUAAGGAUGCUUCAGAUGCGAGCUGCAAGGUGGAUACUAAGAUUGAUGGGAGUAAAACAACAGGGAUGGACUUUCAACAUCUUGCUGAGAGAAACCUGCUUAAAGGAAUCACAGCAGAUGAAAAUACAGCGGCCCAUGAUAUUACUACAUUAGGUGUUGUCGAUGUGAGAUACUGUGGUUACAUUGCAGUCGUGAAAGUCAAUCAUCAGGAGAAAAGCAAAGCCAAUUUUCCUUUGCAAUCUGUUGAUAUCACAGAUCAACCUGAAGGGGGAGCUCAUGCUUUGAACAUCAACAGUUUAAGAAUGCUACUUCACAAAAACCGUACAUCGGGAGAGAAGAGAAUGUUGAAUCAGUCACAAAGUUUAAAGCAAGAAGAACUCACUGCAGCACAAGCUUUUGUAGAGAAAUUGUUGGAGGAGAGUCUAGUAAAACUUGAGGAAGAGAAAGCUAGCCCCAAUAUUUUCAUGAGAUGGGAACUUGGAGCCUGCUGGAUACAGCAUUUGCAGGAUCAGAACAAUGCAGAGAAAGAGAAGAAACAGACUGGUGAAAAAGAUAAGAAGCAAAAUGGUGCAAAGGCUAAAAGUGAGACAAGAGUUGAAGGCCUUGGGAAGCCUCUUAAGAUUCUUAAGAAUCUGAAGAAGAAAGCAGAUUCAAGUGAACAAGGAUCUUCAUCUCUUGACAAAAAAUCAUCUAGUGAAUUAGUUGGUGGGGAAAGCCAAAAUGCCAAUUUGCCUUUUGUGGAACCUCAGGGAGAUGGCAAAGCAAGUGAGAAUGGAUGCACACUUAAAGAUCUGUUACCUGAUCCUGCAUUUACACGUCUGAAGGAAUCGGAAACAGGACUUCAUCUGAAGUCUCUGCAGGAAUUAACUGAGAUGGCUCUGAAAUAUUAUGAUGAAGUUGCUAUUCCAAAGUUGGUUGCAGAUUUUGGCUCAUUGGAACUUUCACCUGUUGAUGGUAGGACUCUGACUGAUUUCAUGCAUACUAGAGGUCUACGAAUGCGCUCUCUAGGGCAAGUUGUCAAGCUUUCGGAGAAGCUGUCACAUGUGCAGUCCCUCUGUAUCCAUGAGAUGAUAGUAAGAGCUUUCAAGCAUAUUCUCCGAGCUGUGAUUGCUGCUGUUUCUGAUAGUGGAGAGUUGGCUAUAUCAAUUGCUGCGGCACUGAAUUUACUCCUUGGUGUUCCUGAUUCCGGAGUUUCAAAUUGUGCUGCCAAUGUGCAUCCCCUUGUGUGGAGAUGGCUUGUAGCAUUUCUGAAAAAGAGAUACGAAUGGGAACUUACAAUCACAAACUUCUGUGAAGUGAGAAAAUAUGCUAUUCUGAGAGGACUAUGUCAUAAGGUGGGUAUUGAACUGGCACCCAGAGAUUUUGAUAUGGAUUAUGCAUUUCCCUUUCACAAAUUGGAUAUUAUCAGCAUCGUGCCUGUGCAUAAGGUAGAAAACAUAAAUUUUGUUAUGAUUUUGGAUCUGUUAUUUGAAGCCAAUUAUACUGUAAAUAUGAACCACAGCAUGCUGCUUUUGGAUGUUUUGCAGCAAGUUGCAUGCUCAUCUGCAGAUGGACGGCAACUUUUGGAAUCUUCAAAAACAGCUCUUGACAAGGGCAAACUUGAAGAUGCAGUCAACUAUGGCACAAAGGCUCUAGCAAAGCUGAUAACAGUGUGUGGUCCUUACCAUCGGAUGACUGCUGGAGCCUAUAGCCUUUUAGCUGUUGUCCUCUACCACACUGGAGACUUCAAUCAGGCAACAAUUUAUCAGCAAAAGGCAUUAGACAUAAAUGAGAGGGAACUUGGGCUGGAUCAUCCAGAUACAAUGAAGAGUUAUGGGGACCUAGCUGUGUUCUAUUACAGACUUCAACACACAGAAUUAGCUCUAAAGUAUGUGAAGCGCGCAUUAUAUCUUUUACAUCUUACUUGUGGACCAUCUCAUCCAAACACAGCUGCAACAUAUAUCAACGUGGCCAUGAUGGAGGAAGGUCUAGGAAAUGUUCAUUUGGCACUUAGAUAUCUCCAUAAAGCUUUAAAAUGCAACCAGAGAUUACUUGGCCCUGAUCACAUUCAGACUGCUGCUAGUUACCAUGCCAUAGCAAUAGCACUCUCCUUGAUGGAAGCUUAUCCUUUGAGUGUUCAACAUGAACAAACUACCUUGCAAAUUCUUCGAGCAAAGCUUGGUCCUGAUGACUUGCGAACCCAGGAUGCUGCUGCAUGGCUUGAAUACUUUGAGUCAAAGGCAAUUGAGCAGCAAGAAGCUGCUCGCAAUGGUACUCGGAAGCCUGAUGCAACGAUCGCCAGCAAAGGCCACCUAAGUGUGUCUGAUCUCCUUGAUUACAUAAAUCCCAACCAAGAUACCAGAGGAAGAGAUAGUGAGUCAGCAAGGAGGAGAAACCUCGGUUUAAAGGUCAAAGGACGAUCUGCUCAAAAUGUGAAUGUAGCAAGUUCUGAUUUAUCUUUCAAUGACUAUAAUACAACUUCAGAUGAAGAAAAGAAAGUCAAUGAACACAGUUAUAGCCAAGAUAAUACCCAAAUGAGCAGUCAGCAUGUUGAGCCUAAGCAUGAAGAGGCUGAUGUUAAGGAGCACCUAGCAAUUUCCCAACAGCCUAAAGGACUAACUCAGGCAAAUUUCACUUUUGUUAAUGAGGUCUUGGCAGAGGUAAACACAGAAGCAGAAGAUGGCUGGCAACAUGUUCAAAGGCCAAGGUCAGCUGGUGGUUCUGGGCAGCGAAUUAAGAAUCAACGGGCAAAUAUUGGAAAGGCCUACAAUUAUCAGAUGAAUGAAGUUCCCACUGAAGCUGCUUGGACUAAGCCAAGGUUUACUUAUCCAAAUGGUCGUUAUUACCUACUAAAGAAACGGACUGUAGUACCUGGAAGCUACACAGAUCAUCAUCAUAUGAAAGUUCAGUCACCUGGAAACAAAAGUGGUCGGAAAAAAAUCAGGACUGUGGUGUACAAGGUCAAGUCAGUGCCUUCAUCUGAUAAGACCAAAACAGCAGAUAACUCUAGGAGUGCUGGUGAGAAAAUGAUCACUCCAUUAGAACCUGAGGCAACACAUUCACCUAUGGAUAAUUUUGUACUGAAAGACCAAAGGAAUGCUAUAGGUGAAGUUACUGAAUCACACAAUAAUUUAAUUGUCAGUAUUGGAAAUUCACCAUCGUACAAAGAUGUAGCACUAGCGCCUCCUGGAACAAUUGCUAAGACUCAGAUCCAAAAGUCCAAAGAUGAUAUCCCACUGAACCGAGAACAAUUGAGCGGUAAAAUUGGAACUGAGUCAAAGGAAUCGUUAGCGUCCGAGAAUCAUGCUCAGAAUUCAGCUGCUCUGGCAGAGACAGAUGAUUCAAAGCAAGAAGAGAGCUGUGUUCAGGACAUUUGUUUGCACUCACAUAAGGAAAUAGAAGCUGUUGAAAAGGAAGAAGAAAGCCAGAAAACGGGUGAAGAAGAAGGUCUAUCCAAAUUGUUAUCUCCAAAUACAGAAGUGGCUUCAGCUGGCAGCGUGCCCACCGAGUGUAAUUUGGAUAAUUAUGCUUUUGGUAAUGAGGUUCAAGAAGUGCAACAAAGUAAAAACUUUGAUGAUAAAAAAUCUACAGAUACACCUAGCAACUUCGAAACUGAGUGUUCAAUUUCUGAUGAACCUGUAGGAGAAUGUCUUGAUGAAGUUUCAUCUGGCAGCAUUGAGCCCCAAAAUAAUGCAUGCUCUAGCGAUCAUCAAGAAGAUCAGGAAAAGGUUGACAACCCUGAUAAAACUGGUGGCAAGGAUCCAAGGACAAAUUUGUCAUUGAACACCAUUGAUGUUAGAGAUAUCCCUAUAAAGAAGUUGUCUGCCUCUGCUGCGCCAUUUAGUCCAUCUUCGCCGGUUGUGCUUAGUCCUGUGGCUGUAAGUGUUGGCCUUCCCCCCAGUGGUUCUAUUCCUGCAGUCACACCAUGGCCUAUGAAUGCCACUCUUCACCAUGGGCCUGCAGCUGUCAUGCCAACAGCGUCUCCUAUAUGCACCUCUCCUCACCACCCCUAUCCAUCUUCCCCUCGACCUCCAAACAUUAUACAUCCUCUGCCAUUAUUUUAUGCACCAUAUUCCCAGCCUCAAGCAGUACCAAACAGCACAUUUUCCAUGAAUAGCAACAUGUUUCACCCAAACCCUUACGCAUGGCAACACAAUAUGUCUCCAAAUGCUUCUGAGUUUGUGCCAGGACCAGUAUGGCCAAGCUGUCAUCCAGUGGAUUUCUCUGUCAUGCCACCUGUUGUCAACCCAAUUUCUGAAUCCAUGAUUGUGCCAAAUGUGCAGUCUGACAUCACUAGGGUAAGCUUAGCCCAUCCAUCAGAGAGUAGUGUUGGAGAAGCACUUGAAAAACAAGAGGGUACUGAGGUUUCGAGUGAGAUUUCAGAGGUCAAUGGUAACACAGUGGCUGAGAACUGGUCAGAAAACAAGCAGGAAGAUGGAGAAUCUGAUGGAAAUGAAGCAAAGAAAAUUGAAUUGAAACCUGAAAUUGCUUUCGCAGAAAGCAGACAUACUAGUAACAAAAGACCCAACUUGAGAAACAGUACAAAGUAUGAGGGUGAGGGGAGCCUCAGCAUAUACAUAAAGGGUAGGAGUCGUCAGAAACACACUCUUAGAAUGCCUAUGAGUUUGCUUAGUAGGCCAUAUGGAUCACAGUCAUUCAAAGUUACUUCUAACAGAGUAGUUAGAGGAAGUGAUGUUUCAAGACCUGCCGGUCUGUCUUCCAGUGAAGAUGUGGUAACCAGCAAGCAGUAAGCAAGAUAUGUUGAUGAGAUUCAGCUAGCGGCAAGGGCAAAUUUUAAGUGAGGAUUCUAAUUUUACAGCCAGGAGGACUUGACAAUCAAUAUCUGGCAUUAUCAGUCUUCAGUUUUGCUGCUGUUUUUUGGCAUGUGUAUCUUUUGCACAGUAAGUCAGCUAUACUCAUUUCUGACUGAGCUUUCAGAAAAAAACAGGGAUGAGUCUCCUACGCUAUCAAAGCUAGGUGGUCAUCUCUAAUCUAGUGUCUGCAUAAUGUUAAUGAGCCAUGAAAAUGUAGUUUAAAUGAGGUGAAUCCAAGCCCAUUUUUGAGGAGACUCAUCUGUGCUUACUGUAAUCUUCUGGAGUACUUAAUCCUGCAAUGGUGUUUGUGGCUCCAAAAUAUUCAAGUUGCAUCUGUAGUACUUUCCAUUCUUCCUUUAGAUGCCUCUGGCUCAACCUUUUGCCAUUACCAUAAAAUUGCUGGCUCCAUGAUUGAAUCUUAGAGCAAGUUUAUGAAGCAAUACCUUCACAAGUAAUAUACCUCUGUUGUUUUGGGUACAUCAUCUCCCACCCUGAGCCUGGUCUUCACACUCAGAUUAAAUCAUUCCUUUUAUAUGAUCGAGUUCACUAUUCAUGCUAUAUAACUGCAAUCCACCUUGGCUCUGCCUUCACCACUAUAUAUGAAAUAUCAUUACUGCUCUGGCCUUAAUUUUUGGUAUUACUCAUUUAUUCACGUCACCCUCAGUUUUGCACCAAGUAUUAGGAUCUUUACAUGAGCAACCCUUGUCUCUGCUAUCAUGACCUUGACCUAGCUUGAGGGUAUCUAUUUUGACCGCAAUCUCAAUUUUUUUAACACACCAUGGCUGUUUCUAUUUUGCAUUAUAGUUUGAGAUAAUGAGAUGCAUGAAGCAAAUUCAGUAUUCCUUAAUGCAUUUUGAAUUGACUGGUGGCUUGUCACCUUUUAAGUGCUUCCUAGCAUGAUAUCUAUCUACCUCCUUUGCGAUUUUUGGUGCUCAUUGGUUUUUCAUGUACCUUGAGGCAUUCAUUGCCUUUCCACGUGUGCUGCUUUUGUAGAUCAAGUCUUGUCUCCUUGAGGCAUUCACGGCCUUGCUCCUUCAUGCCGGUCUACAUCAUGUCUAGUUGACUUCACCAUCUCAUAUGCUGUGCUUCUAUUUGCUUCUGUUAGCUAGAUUAUACUAACACUUGCCUUUGCCACAUUCCUCAUCAACUUGUUUUCUUAUAUGCUGACGCCACCAUUUUUAGCACUUCAACUUUUACCCUUACCGUAGCUUGAUUGGUCAUAUCUAUCUACUCAUUUUAGUCUCUAUGUGUUUCUUUCAUGGAUACUGUUUCAUCUUCAAUACUUUCCUAGUACCAUCUUAACUUGCCUGCUUCCCUUGCAAGACCAUUAUACCUUCACUUCCUUGACUUAUUAGCUACAUUUGUGCAGUCUAGCUCAUGGCCCCAUCUUUGGUGAAUGGAGAUGCAUCCAUAAGUAUGCAUGGGAUAACAAAUCUGCGUCUUAGUGUUAACCUUAGAAUAGAUAUAUGGUGCAAAUAAAUUUGGUAUGUUCCUUCAAAUUCAUCUUCAGAUAGAUUUUAUUACUUUAUAUGGGUUCUCAGUUUCCAAUAGACUCAAGAGCUUGGUAUUCUAAACCGUGCUGAACCGGCCGAUUCAGGGCGUACCGAAUCGGACCGGUUGGCUUCCAUCAUGGUUUAAUUAAAUGGUUCGGUAUAUAAAUAAUCCCAACCCACAACGCCUUUAGUUUUUUUUUUUCCGCUUCGAUUGUUGCGCCCUUCGAAGGGCUUCUGUCCCUGGUGCUCGACAAUGAUGCCGAACGAUGUCGUGCUGCCGCCGAGGUUCAAGUUGCUUUGUCGAGAUCCAGGGAUCUAAGAGAGCACCAGCAGUCGAGUUAACAGUUUUGGACAAAAUUUAUUAGAUUGUAUUCGUUGACCAUUUUCUCUGUUUCGUUGGAUAGACGGACGCAUGGGUCUUCUUUCUUUUCUUUUUUUGUUUUGAGGGAACUUUCUGCAAUUUUUGCUGCUGAACCAAAAAUAAUGCUAAAUGUUGAGAUCUUCUGAAUUCUAAUUUCCCUGCCAAUUGAAAUGCAAUAAUUAUCUGUUUUGGUCU